UACCCCUAGCAGUGCCAGGAAGACUGGGGGGUGCAGAAGCAGCAGGGCCAGCCCAGCCCAUGUCCUGCCCCAGUCCUGGAAGGACAGAAGGAACAAGGCUUAUACCCGCUUGGCUGAGGUGCCAUGGCCAGACUCUGCCUGAGCCUGCUGCUCCUGGUGGCCACUGUGACCUUUGUGUCCAGAGGUGUCCACACCUGGGGCAGAUCGAAGGUAGUGAGGAAUUUCCAAGACAUCCCGGAAACUUACGUCUAUGUGCGGCAGGCACUGUGGCAUGCCAUGAAAGAGUAUAACAAGGCCAGCAAAGACAAGUACACCUUCAAGGUGGUGAAGGUCCUGAAAUCCCAGGAGCAGGUCACAGACAGUUUGGACUACUUUCUUGAAGUCAAAAUUGCCCGAACAAUGUGCAAGAAAAUUUCAGGAGAAAAUGAAAACUGCUUGUUACAACAGGAUCCCCAAAUGAAAAAGAUGUUUCUUUGCAACUUUAUUGUUGCAACAAAACCUUGGAAAUUUGAAUUCACUACGCUGAAGAAACAAUGUGAAGAGGUCUAAUUACCUUCUAGCAUAUUCCACUGCUUUCACUUCCAUUUUAAAGAAGCAAAUACACUUGCAAAACAUUUAAAUAA
This is a messenger RNA of Enhydra lutris kenyoni (northern sea otter), 623 nucleotides long. RefSeq names its product cystatin-13-like. The record is from RefSeq and is a predicted model, not a curated record. NCBI's taxonomy places the organism in Eukaryota, Metazoa, Chordata, Mammalia, Carnivora, Mustelidae. The coding region runs from base 124 to 549 and encodes 141 amino acids. Gene Ontology annotation, molecular function: cysteine-type endopeptidase inhibitor activity. The transcript is spliced from 3 exons.